AUGGCACUUGGUCGACUACUUCAUAUUACGGUAGACGCUGUUCUAGUUUCAGCAGUUUUAGCAGGGAUUAAAAGGUCUACGGGAUUAGGUGUGGCAUCCGAAAAGAUUGAAAGCAAAGAUCUUCGCGAUGCGGUUGAUAAAUACCUGAACGUAGGUGAAUGGGUUGUAGAUAAGAGUAUAUUAUACAUGAGUAGUUCGGGAUACUUUGAGCGUAGACGAUAA
Paraglomus occultum is the source of this 222-nucleotide messenger RNA. NCBI's taxonomy places the organism in Eukaryota, Fungi, Glomeromycota, Glomeromycetes, Paraglomerales, Paraglomeraceae. The record is from the annotation of a GenBank genome assembly.